Trametes versicolor FP-101664 SS1 is the source of this 843-nucleotide messenger RNA. RefSeq lists its product as uncharacterized. The record is from RefSeq and is a predicted model, not a curated record. The transcript has a single exon. The annotation marks the transcript as partial. NCBI's taxonomy places the organism in Eukaryota, Fungi, Basidiomycota, Agaricomycetes, Polyporales, Polyporaceae.
AUGUUUGCGGGCCGGGUCAAGAUCUUUGCGUCGGCCCACCCAGAGGCUCCGACACAAAAGGAAGGCGUUGCAAUCGUCCUGAACAAGAAGAUAGUCAGCGCGGACAACACAACGUGCAGAGAAAUCGUACCGGGAAGGGCGCUACAACUGACGAUGCCAUGGAGAGGCGGGGAAGUAAGGCAGAUCUUGUGUGUGUACGCGCUGACGUCAGAUGGGGUUGCGGAGAGGAAGGCCUUCUUUGUAAAGCUGAGAGACUUCUACGAAAACAAUCCGGAAGUCCCGAAACCGCACCUAAUGGCGGGAGACUUCAACAAUGUAGAAGACCAGAUAGACAGGAUUCCGGUGGCAGAGGCGGCAAGAGAUGCCUCAGUCGACGAGCUGGACAACCUCAAGUGUGCACUAGGACUAAUGGAGCGCGAUGGAUGGAGAGCGACGUACCCGAGUGGAAGAGACUACACGUUCCAGAGAAAAUGCGGGGACAGAGUCCAGAUGUCGAGGCUAGAUAGGAUAUACGUUACAGCAGACCUGAUGAGAUGGGCUAGAGAGUGGGCAAGCGUACCAGUGGGAGUGAAAACGGACCAUAGUAUGGUGUCUGUCCUCCUAACGGCACCGAACGAGCCGGAGGUAGGGAAAGGGAGGCCCCUCUUCCCGUUGCACCUCCUGAAAGACAAGACCCUGGCGAAGAAGAUGAAGGAAAGUGGCCACAGCGCCAUCAGAGAACUCAAGAACAUACAACAGAUGGGGAGAACUCACGAACGCAAUCCGCAAACAGUACUGAGCAACCUGAAGAAAGAAUGGAUGAGCGAAGCCCGAGAACGUGAGAAGAGAAUAGUACCGAAACUC